This is a messenger RNA of Punctularia strigosozonata HHB-11173 SS5, 2538 nucleotides long. RefSeq names its product gamma-adaptin. Gene Ontology annotation, biological process: Golgi to vacuole transport; intracellular protein transport; receptor-mediated endocytosis. The transcript has 14 exons. Lineage: Eukaryota; Fungi; Basidiomycota; Agaricomycetes; Corticiales; Punctulariaceae. The record is from RefSeq and is a predicted model, not a curated record. Gene Ontology annotation, molecular function: clathrin-cargo adaptor activity. The coding region runs from base 1 to 2538 and encodes 845 amino acids. Gene Ontology annotation, cellular component: Golgi apparatus; AP-1 adaptor complex; membrane coat.
AUGGUCUACCAUAACCUGAAGGCGCUCAUUAAGGGCAUCCGGGCAUGCAAGACCGUAGCCGACGAGCGAGCACUCAUCCAACAGGAGUCCGCCGCCAUCCGAGCGUCUUUCCGCGAAGAAGAUACAUACGCCCGAUAUAACAAUGUUGCCAAGCUGCUGUACAUUCACAUGCUCGGCAACCCUGCACACUUCGGUCAGAUCGAGUGUCUGAAGCUCGUCGCAAGUCCAAGAUUCGCCGACAAACGCCUGGGGUACCUUGGAAUAAUGUUACUUCUGGAUGAGAACCAAGAGGUCUUGACGCUUGUCACGAAUUCGCUGAAGAAUGACAUGAACCAUCCGAAUAUGUACGCGUGCGGGCUCGCGCUAUGCACUUUCGCCAAUAUCGCGUCUGAAGAGAUGUCGCGAGAUUUGGCAAAUGAGAUCGAAAAACUGUUAGGGUCCAGCAAUACCUACAUCCGGAAGAAAGCCGCCCUCUGCGCCCUUCGAGUCAUCAAACGCGUUCCCGACCUUGCAGACCAUUUCACCAACAAAUGCAAGAACCUCCUUACCGACCGCAAUCACGGCGUCCUCCUCACUGCUAUCACUCUUGUCACAGAAAUGUGUCAGAUAGACGAGUCGUGCUUGGAUGAGUUCCGCAACGCUGUCCCACUGCUGGUGAGGCAACUGAAGCAGCUGGUCACAACCGGCUACAGCCCAGAACAUGACGUCUCGGGCAUCACCGACCCCUUCCUUCAAGUCAAGAUCCUGCGCUUGCUUCGCAUCCUCGGAAAGGGCGACGAGCAUGCAAGUGAGACUAUGAACGAUAUCUUAGCCCAGGUAGCGACAAACACAGACUCAUCCAAAAACGUCGGCAACUCAAUACUCUACGAAACUGUCCUGACCGUGCUCGAGAUCGAGGCCGAUAGCGGCUUACGCGUCAUGGCCAUCAACAUAUUGGGCAAGUUCCUCAGCAACCGUGACAACAACAUCAGAUACGUGGCCCUUAAUACGCUGAACAAGGUUGUUUCUAUGGACACAUCCGCGGUCCAGCGGCAUCGGAAUAUUAUUCUCGAUUGUCUUCGCGACGGCGAUAUCUCUAUUCGCCGGCGUGCCCUUGAGCUCACAUAUGCCCUUAUCAAUGAUCAAAACGUCCGAAUCAUGACGCGCGAGCUCCUAGCGUUCUUGGAGGUAGCGGACGACGAAUUCAAGCUAGGAAUGACCACCCAAAUAUGCUUGGCAGCGGAGCGAUUUAGCCCGAACAAACGGUGGCAUAUCGAUACGGUGUUGAGGGUCCUCAAGCUGGCUGGAAAUUUCGUUCGGGAGGAGAUUCUUUCCUCUUUCAUCCGUCUCGUAGCGCACACCCCCGAAUUACAGGCGUAUACCGCAUCCAAGCUGUACACUGCGCUUCUGGCAGACAUUUCCCAAGAAUCCCUGACGCUGUCUGCAACUUGGGUCAUCGGCGAAUACAGCGAGGUACUGCUGGAAUCUGGACUUGUGGAUGAGGAUCAGCCGAAGCCGAUAACAGACAUUGCUCUCGUUGACCUCAUUCUAUCUGUUCUGGACUCGCCCUACACCAACUAUCUCACCCGGCAAUUUGUUCUGGCUGCCAUCACAAAAAUGUCGGCACGACCCACCACAUCCAUACCACAGCAAGAGCGCAUAGCGGGCGUCUUGGCGACAUAUACCACCAAUCCGGAGCUGGAGACCCAGCAGAGAGCAGUCGAGUUUGCAAGCUUGUAUGGCCUAGGGGAGGAGCUGAGGGCCGGCGUGUUAGAGAGAAUGCCCCCGCCGGAGCUCAAAGCCACUGUUAUGGGUGUCGUUAGCGAGAAUAAGCCUGUUGGUUCGACAAAGACCAGCAAAGAGGCUGACCUCUUGGGCGACGACAUCGCAUCCACUCCUGCACCAGCUGCGAACGGGCAGCCUGCAACAUCCGCGCAGACCACUCAAGACCUCCUUGCCGACAUAUUCGGCAGCUCGUCCACCCCUGGCCCGACCGCGGCUCCUGGUGCCCCGCCAGCUACUCAGAAAAGCAGUGUGGAUGAUAUCCUCGGUCUCUUCGGUUCUUCAACAACGGCGGCGCCAGCUGCUCACCCUUCAACCUCUGCCGCCGCCAUGUCCUCUCUAUUCACGCAACAGCCGCAAGCAGCCCCAUCACAGCCGCAGCCGCAAUCGCAACCACCUGCACCCCGGCCGCAACUUACCUCAUAUACCGCAUACGAGAAGAAUGGGCUCAAGAUCACCUUGACACCACAGACGAACCCUGCGAAGCCAGGGUACGUGAACAUACUGGCAAGGUUCCAAGUUACAGGUGCAAGUCCUGCGAAUGGGUUAUCAUUUCAAGCCGCUGUACCGAAGUCUCAGCAACUGCAGAUGCUGCCUAUGUCUAACUCAGACGUUAGCGUCGGUGCAACCGAGACGCAACAAAUGCGUGUGAUUGCCCCCCCUGGGAGCAGUGUUCGCUUGAGAUUACGGAUAUCUUUUGCCGUGGCAGGAAACAGGAUUCAAGACCAGGUGGACUUCGCGGGCUUCCCCGCUGGGUUGACUGGCGGCGCGCAGUGA